AUGGUGUCGUCACCUCGCAAACAAGCGCCCAGCACCCCAAAAAAGGUAGCUCAACCGUCUCCAAAAAAGGGCACGCGAUCCUCUCCCCGAAAGAAAGCUUGGGCAUCGCCGAUCAAAGCGACCGCAAAAUUCCAAAGUGACAUUUUCUCUGCUGACGAAUUCGCCGAUCUUUCGAAUAAGUCUUGGGCGGAAAUCACCGAGGAAGAUGACGAUAUAUCUGCGAGACUCGAAGCCGAACGUCGAUGCAAGAGUGAUUCGAGGCGAAAAGGUCAGCCGAAAAGAUCUCUCAACAACUCGAGCAAAUCGAAGUUUGUCCGCUCGUUGGAGCUAACCAAUGAAGUAUUUCAAGCAACGUCCAGUCGUCGCUCACAGAGAAGCAAGUCCCGAACUCGCAACGGAACCGUUGUCGAAACCGAGGAAGUGAUGGAAUCUAUUGUGCUGGAGACAUCGUCAGGACCUAUCAGUCGCAAGAGAUGUCUCUCGAACGCAUCAACAAUCAACGAUGAGGGCUCACCAUCCAAGCGACGCGUGGAAACUGGAAAGGCGAAUCGUAAAGCACCAAGAGCCCGUCUUUUCAAUGGAUCUGACAGUUCGAGUGUAGCUAGCAGUCCGUCACGUCGAGACCACUGGGAAGAGCCCACUCUUGGAUGGUGUACUGAUGAUGCCGUCCUCAAAAGACGCUCCAGAGAAAUCGAUCGAGCCAAGGAGAAGGCCGUGUACCAGAGGUACAUCUCUGAGGUCCCACUUCGCGAUCGUGUCAAGGGGACACAUCCACGAACACCAAACAAGCUGAUCAACUACAGUCGUCGCAGUUGGGACACUCAAAUCAAGAAAUGGAAGCGCAGCUUGUACGAGUACUGCGGAGAAGAACCGUCCGAAUCAGUCAACACAUCGUUCUGUAGCUAUUCGGAUGACGCGAUGAGCGAGUCUGGCGACAAGGAAGAGAAGGAAAUCGAAAACCAAAAUGUUCUCCGAAAUCUUCAAAUCCCAGUGAAUAUGCGUCCAGAAGUCGAUUCAAUGGCAUCACUUCUUGGAAAGUUCGACGUUGAUUCACAAAUGGGACUCGAUGAGAGCACAUUGAAGGCAUCGACAAACACUGAUCCAUCGGCUCCGACCGAUUUCUCGAAGCUUUCUAAUCAACACUAA
Messenger RNA from Caenorhabditis briggsae, 1146 nucleotides. RefSeq names its product Protein CBR-CDL-1 (gene Cbr-cdl-1). Gene Ontology annotation, cellular component: cytoplasm; histone pre-mRNA 3'end processing complex. Gene Ontology annotation, molecular function: histone pre-mRNA stem-loop binding; mRNA binding. Gene Ontology annotation, biological process: mRNA 3'-end processing by stem-loop binding and cleavage; mRNA transport. The record is from RefSeq and is a predicted model, not a curated record. The transcript has 4 exons. Lineage: Eukaryota; Metazoa; Nematoda; Chromadorea; Rhabditida; Rhabditidae. Bases 1 to 1146 code for a protein of 381 amino acids.